This is a messenger RNA of Clonostachys byssicola, 1452 nucleotides long. NCBI's taxonomy places the organism in Eukaryota, Fungi, Ascomycota, Sordariomycetes, Hypocreales, Bionectriaceae. The record is from the annotation of a GenBank genome assembly.
AUGCGUUUCACUUUUACUUUUGAUACCAUUCUCAACUCUGUUCCAUUUGGUUCAUUGAUAGAUCGUAUCAUGUCUAGUUCUUCAAUAAAUGCAGCUCUUGGAUCCCUGGGCAUUGUUCCUCUGAUUCCAUGCCCACCCUUACCCCUCAUUAUUACAGAAUGGGCCGCGAUCCUGCCGCUCAUAUGUCAUCUCGCCUCUCAGCGUGACGAUUAUGUCACUACAGGAGAUGUGGCGCUCCAGGGGAAACUUUCUAUAGGCUUGUUUCCUCGCCUGGGGACGCUGUCUGGGAUAUCGAGGUUGUUGGAGAGAGGAACAGAAUAUCUUGAUUUUGCAAGCACAAAAGGCGGCUCCAGUCGCACCGUCUGGGAUGUCAAAUGGGGAAGCGUCUUUCCCUGUGCCAAUGGUGCAGCCAUCGGUGCGAUUUCAGCGUAUCUUCUGAGUCGCAAUAAGGAGUCCCCGACAUGCAUGCCCGAAACGCCGUCCCACCAAACAGCAAGACAGAAUUCGGAGAAAUCGUCUAUCAAAGAUGAUCCAUCUUCUACUCCUGCAUAUAUGUCUUAUAGCGGCGGCUCUAAUCCUAAAGAGCAAGGCUCGAUCCGACGAUUCCAAACUCUGCAUGUAUACGAGUUUCAUCGCAGUCAAAAAAGAAGCUCCCUGGGUCAAAGAUUCAGACAAUUCUUGCAUGUGCUCCCUGUCCAAGUUGCAUCGUGGGUUCUGCUCAUGGGUCUUGCGGUGUUCUUUCUCCUAUUCGGAUGUUAUGGGACAUGUGCCAUCGUCGUGUGUUCUACUAUAUCCGAGAUUGUAGCACACAACGUCAAAAUGCUUCGUUCUCCGACAUACUUGAAGAACAGUGAACACCACGACGCGUGUAUGCUUGUCGCCGCACACGAAAACGCUACAGAAUGGCAUCUUUACAUUGGAGACCGUGCAAUCGUGGAUUCGCUGCUCAAUAAGCAAAUGUUCAUCGUCCCCAGUGGACCCCGUAUAAAAUUUGCUGCGACUUGGUUCUGGUUUGCCCACCUAUUCCAACUUGCGGCCAUGUCAUUCGUGGCCGCCCAAAAAGGCUGGGACGGAGUCUGCUUGAUAACCUUACUGACUACGCACUUGGCCUUUUAUUUUUUUCACAGCAGCCGAGGUUUGGCGCAGGACUGGCUGGAGGCGGAGGGCAUCGAUGCCAGAGUCAAGAGCUUCAAGUUCAGCGGGCGGUUUGGGUUAAUCGGUGCCAUCCAGCUCUUCAGCGGGAGCACUGUGACUCGCUGGAUGGAUACGAUCCUUGCCCCUCACGCUAGACGAGAGGCCUGGCUUGAAUGGCUCCAGGGCGUUUAUCCGGCUGGAAAUCUCGACGUCACCGAUGCUUCGUGGGUUCAGUUCUCCUCGGAUGCUGCCUUCGCCGGCGCAGAAGUGCUCAUGAGGGAGUUUACCGUCGUCUCAACGCCUUCAACCUCGGCAUAG